UUGAGCUGAGCAGUGAGCUGUCUAAAAGUUGACACUUGACAGUAAUUUAUAAAUACAUUUCAUACACAUUUGAGGGAAGUAAAAUUUAAAAACCAGAUACAAUGAGUGCCUCAAAAGACGGAAUGGCGAUGGAAGUAGAAACCGCUUCCAUUGCAGAAAGUGGCAAAUCUUCUAUGGACAUCACAACAGACCCUGGCAAAAAUGUCAUGGCAUCUGGAGCUGUUGGCUCAAUUACUUGUUCCCUGCACCCCCUUGUUAUUAUGAAUGUCUCUGAACAUUGGACUAGAGAAAGGGCUCAAGAGGGUGCCGUUCAGCAAGUGAUAGGAGCACUAAUCGGCAAACAAAAAGGAAGAAACAUCGAAAUCAUGAAUUCAUUUGAAUUAGUAUUUACAGUUAUUGGAGGUGAUAUAGUAAUCGAUAGGGAUUAUUACAACAUGAAAGAAGAACAGUUCAAACAAGUAUUUAGUGAUAUGGACUUCAUUGGAUGGUAUACAACAGGCGACACCCCUAGUUCAACAGAUAUAAAAGUACAUAAGCAAAUCUGUGAAAUCAAUGAAUCUCCGAUUUUGUUAAAGUUAAAUCCUUACGAUAAAAAUAUAGAGCAUUUACCGGUUAAUUUAUACGAGUCUGUGAUAGAUUUAGUGAGUGGCGAGGCCACAAUGUUGUUCGUUCCUCUAACCUACACUCUAGCCACCGAAGAAGCCGAACGUAUCGGGGUGGACCAUGUUGCGAGGAUGACCUCCACCGAUUCCGGAGAGAGUUCUUUGGUUGCGGAACAUUUAACUGCCCAGUACAGUGCUAUUAAGAUGUUGCACUCGAGAGUGCGCCUCGUUUUGGAAUACAUGAAGGCAGUACAAAACGGGCAGCUGCCCAGGAACCACGAAAUACUUAGAGAGGCUUACUCUUUGUGCCACCGGCUGCCGGUCAUCCACGGGUCACGGUUCAGGCAAGAUUUCUAUAACCAAUGCAACGACGUGGGGCUGAUGACCUACCUGGGGACACUCACGAAGGGCUGCAACGACCUCAAUCAGUUCGUAAAUAAAUUCAACAUUUUGUACGACAGGCAAGGACUGGGGAGGAGGAUGAGGGGCAUAUUCUUUUAAGUUGCACUAGUUCAUUGUUCACGUGUUUAUUAAAAUCUGUAAUAGUAGUUAUAAACAAUCCUCCAUUACAAGA
This is a messenger RNA of Anoplophora glabripennis (Asian longhorned beetle), 1176 nucleotides long. RefSeq names its product COP9 signalosome complex subunit 6 (gene CSN6). The record is from RefSeq and is a predicted model, not a curated record. Bases 102 to 1103 code for a protein of 333 amino acids. Gene Ontology annotation, cellular component: COP9 signalosome. The transcript has 5 exons. Gene Ontology annotation, molecular function: metallopeptidase activity; protein binding. NCBI's taxonomy places the organism in Eukaryota, Metazoa, Arthropoda, Insecta, Coleoptera, Cerambycidae. Gene Ontology annotation, biological process: protein deneddylation.